Molecule: messenger RNA, 1371 nt
Organism: Lobosporangium transversale
Lineage: Eukaryota; Fungi; Mortierellomycota; Mortierellomycetes; Mortierellales; Mortierellaceae
Exons: 1
Source: RefSeq, a predicted model, not a curated record
UUUUUUUUUGUUUUAUUCUAUCCAAAUUCAAGAUUGGAACACAAACACAGAUUCAGACACAGACAUUGACACAACAGGCACAAGCACAGGCACGCAGAUACAAACAAACAAAAAUAAAAAAUAAAAAAAAAUAACAGGCACACUCCUUCACUGACCAGGCACAUACGAUGGCGUCUGCUGCCCUUCCUCGUGCAAACAACACCGCCUUCAAUGCCAAGGUGAUCAAGACCAUUCCUUCGCCUGUCAUACCCAUCAGCACUCUCAGUCAUCAGUCAAAUCCAAAUUCAAAUUCAAAUUCAAAUUCAAAUCAGCGCCGAUCUAUUACCAAUAUCAGCAGCAAUAUCAACAUCAACAUCAACAGCAAUAAAAUCAAUUCCGUUUCCAAAAAGUCUACUCCAAAGAGUUCUACCAGCCUUGGCUCAAGUCCCACAAACUUUUCACUUUCACAUCCUCCAUCCAUGUCCACAGCACCAACAGGCACAAGCGGCCCCAAUAAGCUUCACGCUCACUCGCUCUCAGCUUCAAGUACAAUCUCCUAUCCUCAUCCCUCGCUUCAUCCGCCACUGCGUCUCCUGACGACCGCAACAUGUCCAGACACAGUUACUUGUCUAGUCUCUGCUCAGUCACCGCCCCAUUCGCCCACUUUUACCACCAUCACUUUACCACCAAAAUCAAGUUCCUCUGCUAAUUCUGGAGCAAGCUCAGGAAGCCGUGCAAACUCGAUUCUCGAUGGCAUUCAGACCGCAUUAGGCGUCACCUCCUCUUCACCCCCAUCCUCCUCAGCAUCCACUUAUUCGGCUGCAAAAGAAAGUCUCGCAGACUUUUCCAUCCCGCCUUCAAAACGUUUCGGCGGUCGACAAAGCAAAGUGGGCAAAAAGGGAAAAGAGGCCAGCACCAACGGUGUGCUUCGUUCCCGAAGCAACUAUUUCAGUUUCCCCAACUUUGAUGAAGUUGACUUUGUUGACGUGGCGAUGGUAGAGGAUAAUGAAGAGGAUGAUGACGAUGACCAUUCAGGUUGGUCUAGUCCCGAUUCUCCACCUGAAGGUCAAAGACCGACGAUCAUGGAUGAAAAAAUGAUGCGGACUGCUACGACCUCUCAACUGUUACACCAUCAGGGUCUUCGGAAAGGUCUGAGCAUGCCUUCAAGUCCAAGUCAGCAUUGGCUUCUACAACUCGAGACUUAUCAUGAGCUGCGCGGUCUUGAAGGGGUUCAAGUCUAGACUUUCAAUCUCCUGAGGCGGUGGUGUACAACAUGUACACAUGUCCUACAAAAGCUAGUGAUGCGCUGGACCUGUCCCAUUUUUAGACUCUUUGAUCUUUCCACCCCUUUCUGGGCUGGCAAAGCAAAAAAAAAAAAAAAAAAAAAAAAAA